AUCGGUCAAGUUUUGCCAGAUGCAACGACAACGGCAUUUGAGUAUGAAGAUGAGGAUGGUGAUCGGAUUACUGUUAGAAGCGACGAAGAAAUGAAAGCCAUGCUGUCCUAUUAUUACUCCACUGUAAUGGAACAGCAAGUAAAUGGACAGUUAAUAGAGCCUCUACAGAUAUAUCCAAGAGCCUGCAAGCCUCCUGGGAAACGGAACAUACAUGGCCUGAAGGUAAAUACUCGAGCAGGGUCUGCUAAUAAUAGCAGUUCGGCCGUCUCGGAUUCCCUUCCAAGCAAUAGCUUAAAAAAGUCUUCUGCAGAGCUGAAGAAAAUACUUGCGAAUGGGCAGAUGAAUGAACAAGACAUACGGUAUCGAGACAUCCUCGGUCAUGGCAAUGGAGGCACAGUCUACAAGGCAUACCAUGUCCCUAGUGGAAAAAUACUAGCAGUAAAGGUCAUACCCUUAGAUAUAACACUGGAACUCCAGAAGCAGAUAAUGUCGGAGUUAGAAAUUCUUUAUAAGUGUGACUCAUCAUAUAUCAUAGGAUUUUAUGGUGCUUUUUUUGUAGAAAACAGAAUUUCGUUGUGUACAGAAUUCAUGGAUGGGGGUUCUUUGGAUGUUUAUAGAAAAAUUCCGGAACAUGUACUGGGAAGAAUAGCAGUAGCUGUUGUGAAAGGCCUUACCUAUUUAUGGAGUCUAAAGAUUCUGCACAGAGAUGUGAAGCCGUCUAAUAUGUUGGUGAACACGCGAGGCCAGGUGAAGCUGUGUGACUUUGGGGUUAGCACGCAGCUGGUGAAUUCUAUAGCCAAGACGUAUGUUGGAACAAAUGCUUAUAUGGCGCCUGAGCGGAUUUCAGGAGAGCAGUAUGGAAUUCAUUCGGACGUUUGGAGUCUAGGGAUUUCCUUCAUGGAGCUUGCUCUUGGGAGGUUUCCAUAUCCUCAGAUUCAGAAAAACCAGGGAUCUUUAAUGCCUCUCCAGUUAUUGCAGUGCAUUGUUGAUGAGGAAUCGCCCGUCCUUCCAGCCGGGGAGUUCUCUGAGCCAUUUGUACACUUCAUCACUCAAUGCAUGAAAAAGCAACCAAAGGAAAGGCCAGCGCCUGAAGAUCUAAUGGGCCACCCGUUCAUCGUGCAGUACAACGACGGGAACGCCGAAGUCGUGUCCAUGUGGGUGUGCAGGAUGCUGGAGGAGCGGCGAUCGACCCAAGGGCCGCAGUGA
Leptosomus discolor (cuckoo roller) is the source of this 1206-nucleotide messenger RNA. The record is from RefSeq and is a predicted model, not a curated record. NCBI's taxonomy places the organism in Eukaryota, Metazoa, Chordata, Aves, Leptosomiformes, Leptosomidae.